This is a messenger RNA of Rhopilema esculentum, 1545 nucleotides long. RefSeq names its product COP9 signalosome complex subunit 3. Gene Ontology annotation, biological process: ubiquitin-dependent protein catabolic process. The record is from RefSeq and is a predicted model, not a curated record. Gene Ontology annotation, cellular component: COP9 signalosome. Lineage: Eukaryota; Metazoa; Cnidaria; Scyphozoa; Rhizostomeae; Rhizostomatidae.
AUCUUUCUGAAAAAGAGACUGACUGUAAGCGGGUGAAAGGAGAAUGGAGGACUUGGUUGCUGCAAUCAAAUUGUACUCAGACGACAAAAACUGGACACAACUCGUGGAAUGUAUAAACUCUUCAGUAGAAACAAUCGUGAAGAAUGCUUCUAAAAUAGAUGCUGCUAUUGAUGCACUAGACCCUGCUCAGCAUACCAUUGGCUUUUUAGGAAUACUGCUAAUAAAGAUCGAUUUACCAAAUUAUGGAGAUUUUGAAUUAUUGUUCACACAGAUCAAGAAUUUUAUUGAACUGUGUUCUCAAGAGCAAUUGCCAAUUGUUAUAGAAAAAUUUAUCCAUAUUUGUCAUUUUGUCACACGAUGUUUGAUUGACAAGAAGCAAACAGGUAGAGGUAUAAAACUGAUGACAACAGCAAUCUGCAAAGCAAGGCAACAUGAAAGCCAACUAACCUCCAUACAUUCUGACCUGCUUCAGCUCUGUUUGUUGUCUAAGAAUUUCAAACCAGCAUUGAGGUUUAUGGACAUUGAUGUCACUGAUAUACAUAAAGAGAAUGGCCAGUAUGAUUCCAGGUAUUUUCUUCUCUAUUAUUACUAUGGGGGAAUGAUCUAUGCUGCGGUAAAGAAGUAUGACAAUGCUCUGUUCUUCUUUGAAGUGGCUGUAACAACUCCAGCAAUAUCAGUCAGCCAUAUAAUGCUAGAGGCUUAUAAAAAGUUUAUUCUUGUUUCUACCUAUCUUCAUGGAAAGAUAGUAACCCUUCCAAGGUAUACAUCUGCUGUGGUACCAAGAUUUUUGAAGGCACUUAGCUCUGCCUAUGUAGAAUUAGCAAACUCUUAUGGUUCACACGAUCCUGACCAGCUUCGAUCGGUUGCAGAAAAGCAUCAUCAAGUCUUCCAAAGGGAUAAUAAUGCAGGGUUGCUGAAGCAAGUCAUAGCAUCUUUAUAUAAACGAAACAUCCAAAGAUUAACAAAGACAUUCAUCACACUUUCAUUAAGCGACAUGGCCACCAGAGUAAAACUUGAAAAUGCCCAGGAAGCCGAAUCUUAUUUACUUGAAAUGAUUGAAGAUGGGGAAAUUCAUGCAACUAUUGAUCAAAAAGAUGGUAUGGUGAAAUUUCACGAUAGCGCUGAGAGAUAUGAUUCUUCGACAGUAGUAAUGAAAAUAGAUGAAGAGAUUCGAAAAUGCAUGAUUUUAGAUGAAAAGCUACAAAAAAUGGACAGAGAAAUAUCAGUUAACCCACAAUAUGUCCAGAAGGUUGUUGGGCUACAACAGUUAGACGAUCCAAGUAAAGGAGACGAGCUUAUGUCGUAAAACAGAGAUAUUUUGCUGUUAGAACAGUUGUAGAGCUUUCAUCAAGAUUCCAUACAAAAUCAAUAGUGCAUUGUAAAAACCAAUUUAGAACUAGCUCCUUGUAUUUGACAUUUGUUAAAUAAUUUUUGUUUAAUCUUGAAGAGAGUAAAAGUACUAUUAAAAUUGUUACUUUGAAACUUAAUACAACUGAAACCAGUGCUGCUAAGUUGUUGACAAAUUGUCUUCACCUCAAUUGUAAA